UAUUUUUGAUUCAUAGGUGUACAUGAAAUAUAUCCCAUGGUGACUCUUCCUGGUUUUCCAUCUGUCUCCUACCCCAAACGGUACUUUAAGGUUUAGAGCAAUGGCGCCCGAAAGCCACAUGUCCGAGCCCAUCUGCCUGAUCGAGAACAGGGACAGGAAGCUCUUCGUCUGUGACAAGGCCCUUCGCCUGCUCUCCGAAAUUCGCCAGCCGGUGGUGGUGGUUGCCAUUGUGGGACUCUACCGAACGGGCAAGUCCUACCUCAUGAACAAACUAGCUGGCAGAAACUCAGGUUUCCCCCUGGGUUCUACGGUGCAGUCGAAGACCAAGGGAAUUUGGAUGUGGUGCAUCCCUUACCCUGGCAGGCCUGGUCAAACCCUUGUGCUUCUGGAUACAGAGGGACUAGGCGAUGUGGAAAAGGGCGACACUCAAAACGACACCUGGAUUUUCGCUUUGGCUGUGCUCCUGAGCAGCACCCUGGUCUACAACAGUUUUGGUGCCAUUGACCAGCAAGCUAUGGAUCAGCUUCACUAUGUGACAGAGCUCACUGAGCGCAUCAAAGCCAAAUCGUCCCCCGGGGGCGGCAGUGAGGGACUGGAAGACUCUGCUGAGUUUGUCCGCUUCUUCCCAAGUUUCGUCUGGGCCUUGCGGGAUUUCACCUUGCAGCUGGAGCUGAAUGGGCGCCCCAUCACUGAAGACGAGUAUCUGGAACAUUCCUUGAGAUUAAAGAAAGGCGAUGCCUCUGGUGUUCAGCUGUACAACCUGCCUCGCAAAUGCAUCCGGAUGUUCUUCCCCACUCGCAAGUGUUUCAUUUUUGACCGACCCACUACUAGGAAGAACCUGCCCCAUCUGGAGUCGAUGCAGGAGAGCCAGCUGGAGCCCGACUUUGUGGAACAAGCCGGCCAGUUCUGCCGUUACAUCUAUAGUACAUCCAAGGAAAAGACCAUCCCGGGAGGACACCUUGUCAAUGGCCGCUUGCUGGCGAACCUAGUGACAACCUAUGUGGACACCAUUCGCAGUGGGCAAGUGCCUUGCAUGGAGAGCGCAGUGCUGGCCUUGGCUGAGAUUGAGAACUCGGCUGCUAUCCAUGAUGCUACUGUGCGCUACGGGGAGCUGAUGGAUCAAAAGCUGAAGCUUCCUACGGAGACGGUCCAGGAGCUGCUGGGGAUCCAUGCCGAGUGUGAGAAGGAGGCCCUGCAGGUGUUCCUGGCUCGUGCCUUCAAGGAUGACCAGCAACGGUUCCAGGUGGAACUCAUGAAAACCAUGGACCAGAUGAAGGAGGGCUUCUGCCAAAAGAAUGAGCAGGAAUCUUCAAAACUCUGUUGGGCUGUGUUGAUGUCCUUGUCUGGGGAGCUGGAGGAAAACAUCAAACAAGGGGUUUACUCCUGUCCUGGCGGUCACAAGCUGUUUUCGGAUGACCUGAAGGAAAUGGAACAGAGAUACCACCAAGAACAGAAAAAAGGAGUGAUGGCAGAGACAGUCCUACAGCAGUUCCUCAAGGAGAAGGAGAAUGUCAGCAGAGCCAUACUGCUAAGUGAUCAAGCUCUGUCAGAGAAAGAGAAGGAAAUGGCAGAGGCGAAGGCAAAGGCUGAAGCUGCGCAGAGAGAGCAGGAGAUCCAGAAGCAGAAGCAAGCUGAGCUGGAACAGAAGAUGGAGGAUCAGAAACGGAGCUACGAGCUGAACAUCCGUCAGCUGGAGGAGAAGAUGGUGAAAGAAAGGGACAAUCUAUUGAAAGAGCAGAAUAUGAUGAUGGAGAGUAAACUCAGGGAGCAAGAGGCUUUGCUGAAGGACGGAUUCCAGAAAGAAGCAAAUCGACUAAAUGGGGAGAUUAAUCAGCUGAGACAACAGACUGAAAAUAUCAAGAAGCCAUCUUGGUUUGCCGGGGUGUUGGGUGGUCUGGUAGAUGUUGCCACAUGUUUUUUUCCUGGUAUUGUCUCCAGACUUGCUGGAUCGCUGGCUUCUAACUUUAUAAAGCGCUUGUGAUCAAGCAGGAAAAGGCCUAUAGAUCAGUUACAGUUGUCGUGCGACACUGGUGGUGAAGGCAUCCUCUUCUAUUUCUCCCCGUGUCAGUUUCAGUCUCAGUUUAUUGAUUAACUUUUCUAGUAAGGCUGUUUCCCAUACUACUUGAUACCAGUGUUCCAUGUUUAUUCCUGACAGGUCCCUCCAGUGUCUGCCUAUGAUGUUUCUGGCUGCUGAGAGUAGGUGGGCUAUGAGCUCUUUAUAGUGUGAGUGGGCAUUGCUAUCUUGGAAGAUGUUUAGUAGGGCCAGUUCUGGGGUGACUUCUAGUACCUGUUUAGUUAUUUUGUUUCUUUCUUUUAUGACUGUUGUCCAGAAGAAUUGGGUUUGAGGGCAUUCCCACCACAUGUGGAGGUAUGUGGGUAUGUGCCUGUGGAGGUCAAGCCUCUCCAGCAUUUUGGUGAAGUUCCUGGGCAUAUCAGCACCAGUUUCUGUGGUGUUAGGUACGAUCUGUAUAUUGUGGAUACCAUCCCCUUGUCAUGUCCUGUUGUUGUUAGGAGAAGGUUUUCGAAGGUGGUCAAGGGCCUAGUAGCUGUUGAUUUUACUACUGGAUUGUUUAAGAAGGCAUGUAGUUGGUGGUGUGUUAGCCAGGGCAUUUGGGUGUCCCCUAGUUUAGCUUCUGUUGUUCCCUGACACACCCACAUAUUACUAUAUUUGCCAGGAUUUCCCCACCCUCCCCAUUGGAACUGACACUUCCUUUUUCUUCUUCCCUGACAUUUGUAUUAUUAAGUUAAUAAGCAAAAAGGAAGCUGUAAAAAAAUUCCACUUGCGAGUGGGAGGCAAGAAUACCUUCCAAGAUUGUAUUGAAGAUGCAGAUUGUGUACAGAUUUUCUUGAACACCUUAUAAUAGUGCUGUGUUUGUCAAAGGCAACCUCUUUAAAGACGAAGCCAGUUAGGUACUUGCAUGCCUGUUGCCUACGAAGAACUUUUUGCCAUACAGUGCCUCAGGUCACACCAAAGCCACUAUGAUGAAGAAAGCUGCUGUGUUGAUGUAGCCUGAGUGCCAUAUUGCAGUAUUAGUAGAGUGAUGCUUACCACAGACUUGACCUGAUAAUGUGGUUGGGUGCAGAUUGUAAGCGAAUGGAAGCUUACAAAUUUGACCGUCACAUUUGAGGGUAGGUUUAAUUGCUGGAUUUGAAAUAUGCCUGUUUGCUUUGAUCUUGUACUUUUAUUUUGAUCUUGUUUUUUAUGUGAAUAAAUGUCUGGCAAAAGAAUAAAAUAAUUCUGGAGUUCA
This is a messenger RNA of Podarcis raffonei (Aeolian wall lizard), 3248 nucleotides long. RefSeq names its product guanylate-binding protein 1-like. The record is from RefSeq and is a predicted model, not a curated record. The transcript has 10 exons. The coding region runs from base 101 to 1981 and encodes 626 amino acids. Gene Ontology annotation, molecular function: GTP binding; GTPase activity. NCBI's taxonomy places the organism in Eukaryota, Metazoa, Chordata, Lepidosauria, Squamata, Lacertidae.